UCCAGCAUAUUUAUCAUGUGAUAAGCAUUCCCAGUACAGCAUAUUUUAGGUACAGUACAAUACAGCUCAGCUCUUCCAAGAGAUAGCUAAGCAAUGGUGGACCAGGUUUUUUGAGUGGUACAAUCUGAUUGGACGUAAUGGAAGUAACGAGGCCUAAAAAAAAGAGAAGACCGAAAACCAAAGCACCGAGUGGUGUGGCUAAGGAGGUGUCCACCACUGUUCAAGAAACCCCAGUGUCCAGUGGAGCCUCUGUUACGGUUCUAUCCGACCCACUCACCACUCCCAAAGACAAGCAAAAACCUAGCGCUGGCGCUGACGCUGAUCAUGUGACGACUAAAGACGAGGCGAGUAAGCCCCUGGUAAUCAAGGAAAUAUUACCUCAAAUAGAGCCAGAGUUGAACAAGAUUGAAGGUACAGAAGAAGAUGGAGUAACUAAAAAUGAUCCUGUCGAAAAUCAGGCCUCAGUAUUGGUACCAGAACAGAACAUUGAUUCCAAUACAGAGGGUGCAUCAGUAAUGGUACCAGAACAGGCCUCGGUAUUGGAACCUGAACAGGCCUCUGCAUUGGAAUCAGAACAGGCCCUGGUAUUGGUACCAGAACAGACACUAACUGAGGAAAAUGUAGCCCCAUUGAAUAUCGAGGAACAAGAAGUUGCUACAAGUCACCUGACGGAAAAAUCGACCAAUGAAAUAGCAGAACAUUCUACACCGAGACUCGAAACAGUAGAGCCGACCAAUCAGAUCGUAGAGCCAUCGGCACCAAGUCAUGUGACAGACGAAUUAGCCAAUCAGAGCGUAGUACCGUCCGCCCCCGCACUGCUUGAGCUCAGCGAGACUUCACAACUGGCCCCUCGUGUGGAGGGUGUGGAGAGUGUGAGGAGUGUGGUGGGCGUGAGGAGUGUGGAGACCAGUGAGCUGCUCUACCCUCAGCUGGACAGUAUCAUGCAAGAACAAGAAGGAGAUGAAGAGCUGAUACCGUUCUCUGAGGAAGACCUUGCCAUACUCUGCCCAAACAGACAACUAGACACCAACUCUGUUUUUGUCGAGAACUUUCUCAGACACACUCGUCAAGAGAGGCAUCCGCUGUACGACCUCCUAAUCGUCUUCCUCAAGGCCAAGCAAGCAUGGAGCAGCUCUGUCAAAGAAAUGGAGGCUCUUCAGAACCAGUACACCACACACCAGUCCUUAGUGUGGGACACUGAGAUGAAAGAGGUGUUCGCCACGGGUAAAUGCUCGGAUGGUUCAAAGGUCACACAAUCACACAACUAUCGAUACGCAGUGUUCAAGGUGGAACAUGCCGUCAAAACAACCACUGCCCUCAAGGGCAUGCGAGAGCUCAUCCAGGAGGAGCUGUGUAUUCGGUCGUACUCGAGUCAGCUAGCUCGUAUUCACGUCGACAAUUUCCUGUUCAAAGUGGUCAGCUCUUAUCCUGAGCUGAGCUCGUUUGGAGGGGACGCCCCCGUGACCUGCUGGGUCCCGAUGUGCCCCCCUGGUGAGCUGAACCCCUACACGACCGCCCUGAGGGACUGUAUUUCCGUACUGUUCAUGUUUGAGAGAAAGCCAGUACAAGACAAAGAGUUUUCCAACGACUGUAGACAGUGGCUGGACCUCCUGAUGAGUGCACUCUUGCGUAUAGCGUCUCUCUCAGACCAUCGGUUCAUACUGAACCACCUCCUGCGAUGCCCCCCCGGAGUGGCCAAGUGGGGGGUCAAAUACGUGCACGCCCCCUCACCCCUCCUCACAAAACACACUCUUCACACACAGUUCCCCAAUGGAGAUCUUGGUUCUGCUCAGAAUAACCUAGUGUUUGAGUGGGGGGUGGAGUUUGGUCUCUAUGGCAACUGGGGCGGACCUUUAGUCGACCAUUUUGUCACUUCCCUGGCAACUCUUCUCUUCCCUAUAGAAGAUCGUGAGGCAAUGUUGGCACUGUUUGAGAUUAAGUCUCAAGUUGUUGAGUCAGCAGAAGUGGGAGUGAACAGACAGAUAUCAGAAACAUGGACGUUUGUGGAGUCCGACGACGAGGAUAUCGGAGCUGAUGAUUCUCAUCUGCUGCUCAAAGAGACGGACUUCAUCAAGAUAUUCGAUCAGUUCAUGUUCACCGAUCUUUUCCAACACAUCCUCUCCGGGACAACAGGCGGUGAUGACUUCAACGUGGAGAGGGUGAGCAGUCACAAUAUUCUCCGUCUCUUUGGGUUUGGAACAUGUCUUAUUCGUCUGUUGGGAGCGGCCUUCUCCACACUCAGAAUGGCCCGCUAUAAGGAGUUCCUCAAGCAGGUCGGCAGGACAAUCAGACAAACUGUACAGUACCUAGCGGACAUAUGGAUGCUCUACAAGUCCCAUCGCCUCACUUGUGGAGACACGCCCACUUCCAUGCCCUCAGAGUGCGUGGGCGGAGACCCACGAUACUCGCUCAACCGGUUACAACUCGAGUUUGACCAGUUUGUCCUGCGAGCAACUCGAUGGAUACUGUCAGCACACAAGUUGGGAGCUUGGCAAUUUCUAGCGGAUAUGCCGUACGAUAGUGUUUCAAUGGAAACUGUUUGGAAGAUAUUCUGGAAUAUUUACUGCAAGCCGAGUCCAGACUCUCUAGUGACGAGUGGUUGCUAUGGUAACAAUGGAGGCGGUGUUGCUAGGGACAACCAACGGGAAUCGUCUCCGGACAGCGUGUCCGACAUCCAAGAAGCAAUGAAAGAUGUUCGCUACAAGGACCAGUUUGUGGAUCACCUGAUGAAGACGUACACGUCACAGGCAGUGUUCCUCCUCACCACCCUCGUCAACAUUGCCAGGGCACGCCCCCACACCGAGAAGGACCUGAUCAAUACCAUCUCACUAGAAAUAUUCGAGUGCACCCAGGUGGUAGACUACGCUAAGGAAGCCUAUUCGCGUACAGGGCACACCCUCCUGGAUUCCAUAGCCAUCGUCCAUCCCUUUAUAACCUCCACUCUGCUGCAGAGGGUAGAAUCAGUCAUAGGUCAAGCUGGAGAGAAUUGCAUUUUGCUGUUCAAAGAGCUUCCGUUGCAUCUCUGGAUCCCCACGUCACAUGACCUGAGCGUGAUCUCAAGCUGGCUGAUCAACUCACCUUUGACCUCUCCAGAAAGUCUUCUCGCUCGAAAUAUUCUGAGUGGCCUCAACUGGGGUACCAAAUCAGAGGAGGGCUCCAGCGAGCUUGUGUUACCUUGGUCCGUCCAUUGCUCUGUUGCCUUGGCGAUCGUGGAGGCUCACACUCGUCACUUACCCACACAGCCGGGCGGACGAGACUACACACCGGGAAAGUACACGUAUCUCCAGCGGUUCACCAUAGCAACGGAACAGACGGCCUAUGUCAAGUGGGCGUGGGAAGUGAUCCUUAUGUUGAAGCUCCACCCACUUCAAGUUGUACAGCGAAGCAUGCGAACUUUGAACCCUCUCACAAGCUCAACACAAGAACAAUCUGACUCUCCGAGUGGGUCUGACCCUCCCUGGGUGUGUAGGACCCCCCAUGGUGAUGACAUCAUUCUCCCAGACCUAACGAGCUCUAGUGAGACUGAGUUGGCAGAGCUGAGAGAUGCUGUGACAAACGAGGGACAGUUAGCGUACUAUGUGGCUCUGUGCAUCACUAGCUUAGGCGCAGAUACUACCCGCUUUGUGACUGGCGGUAUCUCAAUGAUACGUCAGCUCAUCACCAACGGUUACUAUCUGCCCGUACUCCGGGUAUUGGCAAACAUCACACCUCGAUUCUUCAACCACAGAGAAGCACUUCUAGAGGAAGAAGGGUUUAUUGCGAUCAUAGUGUCUGUGUGCAAUGCUGAUCAAGUGAACGCCUCCCUCAAAGAAAAAUGGACGUAUGCCACGCCCCCUCACUUUGUCACCAAGAAAAUGUCCGCCCUCAUUCAGACGCAGCUGCAGGGGGCGUGUGGUCCGAGUGGUGUGGGCGGAGAGAAGGUACUAGAGUUCUGGUUACACAUUCUACUGGCUUGUCCAAACUGGUACCGAGAGGGCAGCAUUCUUCACAUACUAGAUGCUCUCUGUAUGGCCACUCACAGUCAAGAGCAAUGGCAGAGCAGCAUUCAAUCCGUGCUGCUAGAGGCAUAUAAGGAACUGAAUCCCAUUCAGCCUAGCAAGGGUCUAAUAUCGUCUGUUACUUCGUCUCUUGCAUCCAUGGUCCGACAGAGCGGAGUGCCUUCACUGCACAAUGCUAUAUCAUGCUCCGAGUGUCCGUGGCUGGCCUUUCAUUCGCUCUGUGCAGAGCAAACUUUUGAGGAGGAACAAGGCAUUUGGAAUGCUCUACUCAAACAGCUCAGAAAAGACAAUAAAAUAUCCAUUGAUACUGCUCUAAAGCGUGCUUUCACUGAGCUGAGUCUGCCAGGGGGAUUCCCCUCCACCCACCUCUGCAUCUAUAGGUGGGCGGAGUUUGCAGCCUCGUUGGACCACACCCACCCCGUCCUGCCACUCGUUUGGCAGAGGUUCUUCAUGUUGUAUCUGCAGAGACCACAUCUGGACUCAUCAAUGCCGGAAAGAAGUAGUCAAGGUAUUCGUUUCUUCUCAGUCUCCCGAACGGCGUCACUACGGAAACGCAUGAAGUCAUCCCUCUCGGACGUGUGUAAGGGGUUGAAGGACGCGGUCAGUCAACUGGAGGAAACCCCCCAAGGAGAGAGGAGGGACCUCUUGCGGCGUUUCUUACCUAACACCCUGAGUUUGUUCCAGACCCUCCGACUGUGGUUGGAGGAGCCACGCCUCCACACACCUGACCUCUAUCUCAGGGGACUGCCCUCUCAGUACAACCCAGACAGACUCACAACUGUCUUCAAGGCCCAGCGUGGGCCCCCCUGGAUGGAAUUCGUGCCUCUGUGGGAGGUCAAAGGUCAACUGAACAACCUCGUCCAAGAGUGGAUGGAGAUAGCAAUCUACCAAAAGAAUUUGGGGACAAAAGUUCAAACAAUGGAUUCCAGCCCUGAAAUAGCUCGCACAAGGCUUCAAGCUCGUCUCAAACACUCCUCCCCAACACCAACACUACCUCCACCGUUUGUCUAUAUCAAUCCACCAGUUUCCAUGGUAACCCGAGACGUCCUAAUGUCCCGAGACGCACUUGUAGCAGUUGUCAAGGUCGACCUUCAGUGCAUCUUUGGACAAGCAAGGUCUUACUGCUCUAAGCUGUCUACACUCGCCACCCUGGAUGAUCAAUAUAUGGAGGGCCUGCCCAACUUGUAUUCUAAUGAGCCGCGACAGUUCCACGUCCGAGUUCCUUGUCACAGCAGGUUCAACCGCUCUCGUGUCUGUCAGGGUCCGGCCACUAUUGUCUUCAGGAUUGAGGAGAUGACAGUGCAGCCGAGGGUAGAACAAGACCUCAACGUCAACAGAUCAGAAUAUAGUGACAUGGUUAGCUCUCUUUCAUCACCUGUGGUGCCGGAACUCUGUCAGCUUGUCAUGAAGCUAGAAAACACUGUGGCAGAGUUGGCCAAGAUUGCAGCCGAGAAUCCUGGUCGCUACCCGAACAUUGGUCUACAAAACGGGAUUGCCAUAUUUUACGAGAUCCUUGGGUUCAUAGGUCAGAACACUCGCCGCUACCCACCUUCAAGACAAGUCCUCACUGCCUGCCUGCAAAUACUCGGACAAGAGUUCAUUCAGCGUGACUCUCAACAAACUAGCAAUGUUCUCGACCAGCUGCUCUCUCAACAAGGCAACUCUGACAUCCUGGUGCCUCUGUUCCAACCGAACCUGUCGCCGGAGGAGUUUAUCAAUAUGUACGGGACAGCUGCAGAAAUGGCCGUCAAAGAAAGUCCGUCAGUAGCCUUCUCUGUACUCACCAAGUUCAACAUUCCGUCUUGGCUGGUAAACUUUGACCCCAGCGGAGACGACAGGAGUCAGCUGCUACAGUUCAUAUCUCAAGGUCUUUGUUUAUCUGGUCCAACUCCUGGUAGAGACAACGCUCUACUGGUGGAGCUAUAUCGGAAACACUUUGUUCAGCUGGCCAGUCACAAGUUCCCUGACCAGUACUACGAGGUACUCAGGAUGGCCAUCAAUUGUUCAGACAACGGGAGCAUCACAAUAGACGUCUGGAACGACCUUUGCACUCUUGUCGGGUCACAUGACACCCUGAACGGAUGUAACCUUAGUCUCAACUUAAUUCGAGAUUCGAUUAAAUUAUUGUCAUCCAAUUACGUUCAGAAGAGGAUGAUUUCCGGAGAGAGUCUGUACUCACUUCUAAUUAAAGAGUACGUCCCUGUAAUUGGAAAUUUCAUUAGGGGACUGUGUCUGGGUCUCGUUGAGCGGUGGGUGGAGGCUGUUUCCAUGGAGACGGCUGAUCAUUGUGCAGCUGAGAACGAGUGCUGGGUGUCAUUGGUGGAGAUGUUUCAGCCGUGGGUUGCCCCUAUCGAUGUGGGGGGCGAUAAGACAGGCAAUAAAGUAUUGUUCCCGUGUCUUGGAGGAGAGUGUGAUCUGAUGGCUGAACUAUUGUCUAUAUUUGUCGAAGUCAUUACAGUUGCAACAACAUCUCUCAAAGACCCCGAAUCAUCAGAUACCAUAAUGUCCCAAGUGUGGAGGUACUACUGCACGUCCCUCUGUCUCCCUCACACACACCCACACAUCACCACCACCUAUCACUCUGUCCUUGUACGGUUGCCAUGGUGCUCGUUCACUCCUGACCUAGCCGCCCUGGAUUCUAUGAUGAAGCUUAGACUAUUGGACACCUCACCACGGUCUUGUUUUGUGUUCCUUGGGAGAAUAUUCCCGUCCAUUGAGUGGAAGAGAAUAGCAGCUAGUUACCAUGACAUUGGUGACCAUGACAACGACGAGGCAAUGGCAGUCAACUUCCACAUCAUGCUGUUGCAGCUGUUGGUCAUGUUAGCAGCCGAAGAUCAGGUCAUGAGUGCCAAGGAUACUGGUAUGCCUGAGGUGAUAUCCGACGCCCACUCAUUUCAUUGGGAGACAGUAGGUGCCAAGACGUACCAAGAUGUGGUUACCUGGCAAAAGAAGAACUGCGACUCUACUGCUGUCCUCAACACAGGGUCGUGUCUGUUCCUCGCUCUACGGUUACUGAAAUCUGCAGCUGGCUUUCCGUCGAGUAACGGUCCUCCCGAGUUCUGGCAUAACGAUACUUGGGAGAAAAGGAUGGCGUAUGUUCACCUUGUCGUGGAUCUGAUUGGACGGAGCACUCUCAAGAGCAGCUGUCUCUCUCAGACCUACUCUGAUGCUCUCUCCCAUCUCUAUCAGACGGCAGUGGAUAUCUGUGUCAAUGAGUACACAGACUACACCACCGCCCACCUAGUGCCCUUGAUGCAAGCUAUCCUAAACGUGUUUAGUUGCUGUCAAUCCUCAGAUAGCGUUUUAGAUCUGCUCAUGACCGUGACCUUCGAUAUCAUCGAGCAGCUUCCCAACGCCCACCUCCUCACACUACCAACCAUUACAGCAAGCUGCAGUGCCAUCCACUCAAUACGCUGUAUGGUACGCGUGAUCGAGCACUCAAUGGAGCGUCACUUUACAGCUGUUCCCAAGCCUCAGCCGUAUAUGGAAGUGCUCCCCAAAGAUCCUCUCUGCAUGUAUGGCUGGAAAAGCGUUGUCCAAUCGUUGAUCAUGUCUGACGAGAUCGUUGAGGAAUUUUGUGCUUGUAGUAUUGCCGAAUUUGCUGGUCUUACUUUGCAUGCACAGUUGCUGCAAAUGUUGCCGCAGUGUACGAGCAUGGCACAAGAGUCUCGGAUAUGCUCCAAGCUGGUUGGAUGGUGCACUCAAGUGAAACCUCUUGCUGGGAUCUCUAAUGAAGCUAAGAUGUUUCUACUGUGGGAGAAAACACUAGGCCUACUGCUGAGACAGAUUCGUUAUGAAGGUACCAAUUCGGACUUGACCCCAUCCCAUUUCAGCACGAUAGCUGCAAGUAUGCUCAGGUACGGAGAGGACAAAGCCUCCGAGGGUCUACUAGGAGCAAUCGGGUUCGGGAAGAAGUCUGUCUACAGCUACGAAUUUCGACUCAUCUCUCGAGCGAUGGCUGCCUUCCUCCAUUGUCAGAUGCCUGUAGAUCAAUCACAGACCACUCAGCUCAGGGUCGUACCCAACGCCCCUGGGCAUGUGCGAGACACCCUCAAGGGUCAAACAAAUACACCGUCUACACCACUGUUCUCUAGUAAAACACCCACUAAACAAGCCGAACAAACUCUCAAUAGUCUAGAAAGUUUAAUUGCCAACAAGAAUUAUCAACACCUAAAAGAGCACAUUAUUUAUAGUCGAGACUUUGUUAAGGAUCCUUCGCAUUGUGUUAUGGAUUCUAAUAAACUUUUAAUGCAUCUGUGCACUGCUUUGUAUGAUAGUUAUCGGUUUUUAGACUUGAUGAAAGUUUUGGAAGUAUGAUUAAUUUAUGUGUGUUUGUGUUCUGCACUGUGUUAAAAUUAAGACUGAAUAAUAAUUAUUUCCACAUAA
Molecule: messenger RNA, 8384 nt
Organism: Halichondria panicea
Lineage: Eukaryota; Metazoa; Porifera; Demospongiae; Suberitida; Halichondriidae
Product: ectopic P granules protein 5 homolog
Exons: 52
Coding region: 138-8315 (2725 amino acids)
Biological process (GO): autophagosome maturation
Cellular component (GO): cytoplasm
Source: RefSeq, a predicted model, not a curated record